This is a messenger RNA of Copidosoma floridanum, 717 nucleotides long. Its product is annotated as juvenile hormone acid O-methyltransferase-like. Lineage: Eukaryota; Metazoa; Arthropoda; Insecta; Hymenoptera; Encyrtidae. The record is from RefSeq and is a predicted model, not a curated record.
AUGAAUGACGUCAAAGGAUACAUGGAGGCCCACGAACUGCAGGCUCAUGAAGAUGCCGAUCUUAUCGAAGAGUUUAGUGACGAACUUGCAAAAAUGACCGGAAAGUGCAUCGACAUCGGCUGCGGCCCUGCCUCAGUUACGCGCAAGCUCCUCAUGCCCCGACUGCCACCUAAUGUUCACAUCGUUGCUGUGGGGAUAGGAAAAAUCAGAUACAACCCAUAUCUGGAAAGUAAAAAAGUGUCAGAUAGUCCAAGAGCAUUUGAAAAUAUUUACCAAAUUCUGCGGCCAGGUGGAAGAGCCCUGGUGCUGUAUGUAGCUUACCACAAAAUAUUUGACUGCUACCUAAGAAUAGCUCAGAUGUCUCAAUACAAACCGUAUAUGACGGAAGUCACUAAAUUCAUCCCAAAAUUUCAACAUUGUGACAGUCCAACGGUUCAGAUGAAGAAAAUACUUGAGGAAACCGGUUUUAAGGUCUUGCACUGCAGCUUACGCAAAAAGACGUACAUCUUCAGAAAUUUGGAAAUCGCAAAGAAACACUUUGUGGCUGCUAAUCCAUUCAUAAGCAAAAUGCCAGAGAACGUUGGAAAAGAAUUCGGAAAUGUUCUGGCACGCGAAUUCGCAAGUAAAAAAAAUAAGGAAUUAAACGAGGAGGAGGAAGUACUUGACCUGCAUCAUUUACUCAUCAUUUAUUUGGAGAAGCCGGAAAGAGAAAAAUAA